Messenger RNA from Monomorium pharaonis (pharaoh ant), 7134 nucleotides. Its product is annotated as serine proteinase stubble. Gene Ontology annotation, biological process: proteolysis. Lineage: Eukaryota; Metazoa; Arthropoda; Insecta; Hymenoptera; Formicidae. Gene Ontology annotation, molecular function: serine-type endopeptidase activity. Bases 3526 to 6180 code for a protein of 884 amino acids. The transcript has 9 exons. The record is from RefSeq and is a predicted model, not a curated record.
UAAUGUUUAUAUUUACUGUCCAUUAUAUUUAAAUCACUUUAUUCAAUUUUUGUGAAUAAUUAUAUAUUAUUUUUUUUAUUAUUUACACACGUGCAUAUAUAUACUUACAUACACGUAUACGCAUAGAAUUGCACGGUAUACAUAAGUAAUUUAUUUACCUAAUAGUUAAAUAUUUAUUUCUAAUGAUCCGAUUAACGUAGCCUCUGUAUUACUCGUCAAAAGCUAUGUUUUUCUUCUGUUCCCAAAACCUCUGUCCAAAUCACUGAUCCGUAAUAUUCCUUUCCAAUGACCCCGUUUUGCGUGAUCGUGAGAAAUAAGAUGAAGCUGAAUCUUAUUUCCCGAUGAAAGCGAAUUCAGUUGCAUUAAAUACUUAUCUAAUAAAUAUAAUCAAACCAAUAAUCAAAGCCUAUUUUAGAUCUAUAAUUUAUUUCAAAUUUUAAAAUAGAGUUUCAUUUAUAAUUUUAUAUGCUGUAGUUCCUUAGAUACGUUUCAAUGUAUAUAUUUUAAUUUAGAUUUCAUAUUUAUGUAUAUUUGAUUUUCUAAAUGUUGUUGCACAUAAAGUUAUAAAUAAAAUAUUGUCUCCAUCCUAAAUCUGUGUGACAAACUAUAUUAAAUUUUAUAUUAAAAUAUUUCAAAAAAUUUUAUUACAGAAUUAUAUUAUCUGUUAUAUAAUUUUUUUUGUAUCAUUAUUUAAAGAAGUCAAAGAUCCUUUAGCUAUGAUCUCUUAGUCGAGAUGACCAACUUGCGAGGAAUGUGAUUGUCAGGUCAUCCUGUUAGUAGUUUUGAAUCUCGUCGAGAGUCAGCAUGAUUAAUUGCACGACGUUUAUUAUUACGGCAAAAUAAAAACAGCAUUCUCGUUAGCUCGGCGAUAAAUGUAAAAGGACAGUUAUCUAUGCUUCUGAAUAACCUAUAGACAUAUAAACCGUACAUAGUACCGCACAUACAAGCUUAUUUGACGUUUCUUUUUUUUCGAAAAAAUUAAAUUUGAAAUCUAAUUUGUUAUUCAAAUCAAUUUUUUAUUAUUCUAGAACAAAUUUUCUUAAAAAAAGAUCAAUUUUAUGCUAAUGCUAGGCUAGUAUGCAUCUAAACCUGAAAAGCAAUAAGCACUAUAUUGACUCAAUAUUACAAAUAAAAAGAUAUACGGCGGCCUCGAUGAUCUAUCUUUGCAGCUUUCUACAUUAUAAAUUAAACAGCUAAAGAUUUUCUGCAUAACGUAUAAUUGCACGAGUCUGAAAAAGCAUCUAGCGAACAAUCAGGUAUUCCCGUCGUCGAGAGGGCCGUAAAAAAAAGAUUGACACGACGCUAUCAAAAUUACAGCUACCACAAAAUUGUGUUAAUUUGAUGAAGAAGAUUUAUCAAGCUCCCCUCUUAUCGCGCACGCGAUGUAACUUAUGCGCAUACAAUUUUGUGCGCGAAUAUCCGGACGCACGAGGCUCGAGUGACGAUCGUUACACCUAGCGUUCCCGGCAAACUUUACCUUGCGAUCCGAUCGAUAAAAUAUCUUGCGGUUUCUUUACCGGUGUCUUCCUCGCUAAAUUAAGAGGAUCAUUCACGCGGCCACGGUGAGACUCGCGGAAAACGAUUGACGCGGAAGUAGAGUGGCGGCCAACAGAUACUAAGAGAGAAAAGGCAGCGGUCUCUCUCUCUCUCUCUCUCUCUCUCUCUCUCUCUCUCUCUCUCUCUCUCUCUCUCUCUCUCUCUCUCUUUCUCUCUCUCUCUCUCGGCCAUCGGCCCCUCGCCGACUGUUCUCUUCAGGAGGACGACCCACUUCGUCCAAAAGCGAGAGGGACGUUGGUGCUGCUUGGCAAUUACGCGCGUAUACACCUACAAGAAGAACGUAUGUAAGUAAAUAUAUUCAUUAUCUCUCUCCCUACGUUGCGCGUCACAUUGACUCUUCUCUCGCGCGCAUUGCUGGUCGAACUGAUUAUUGCGAGCGUGCACGUACACGAGCAAAAGGAAUCCAACGUUUUAUAUCGCCGACGACUUGGACUGGGAUCGAGAGAGAGAGAGAGAGAGAGAGAGAGAGAGAGAGAGAGAGAAAAAAAAGAAAUAAAGGUUUCCCAGCGUUCUCGCGCGCUUGCCAUUCGGCUGUGGUGCGACGUCGACGAUUUUUCCUGCUAAUUAUCUCCGUAUCCAACGAGUAAUCGAGAAAAAUGUGUAAUGGAUGAGUUUCACCGAGACCGUCGAGCUCGUCGUUUUCCGAUCGGGAGCCUCGUUUCGAGGAGAGAAAUAGAAGCGUCCCGGUAAGUGAAUUUUCCACGUGCAACGUAAAAUGCACGUAAGAUGACAGACAUUCGGUGGACAAAUUGGUGUCGAGAACGGAGGGAAAGCUCAUUUUCACUCGUUACGUAAAACAGCCGAGGCGCACUAUCUUAGAAAACCACCUUCUUUUUUUCCCCGUUUCUAAGUGGUUUGUUUGCACGGACCUUGUUGCCGUGAGUGAUUAGCAUUAUCCUAUCGUCCGCUUCUUCACGCACAAUGAUUUAUAAGUCUAAUUCAGCCGUGGCCGUACGCGACGAGAAGAAAACUUUCCUCGGUAACACGAUAGCAACGAUCCUCGAGCCUCUUGACGGGCCGCUUGUGAAUUUACCAUUAUCUGAUCAAUCCGAGCCGGUGCAAUACCGUUAUGAAUGAAGAUACCGAUCGACCGGUUUCCGCGAAUGUCAAAAUUCAACACCCGUAUCGCAAACGCACUACGGCGAUUCGAAAUUCCGUCGCCACGGCUGUCAGGGAAAAUUCGCUGGCCUUACGGAAAAGUGCGUGAAAAACGCACAGUUUCUCCCCCACGGCGACCGCGCGCGCGCGAUUCUCGGUCGUAUCCAAUCGCAUCCGGCGCGGCCAUGCCGGGGGAUCCAUCUCAUGGGGGAUCCUGGCGGGAGACGACACGUGGUUGCUGCAGUGGCGGUCGGCACGAGGCUGGGCUCCCUACUACCUUCUUUCACGGCUUCCUCGUCCACGCUGGACGCAAUGAGGCGAUCGUCAAAGCGCGACCGGUAGUCGAACCGCGUGCACGCCGACGACGAGUACGGGGGGAACACGCGGAGUGUGCCACGCGAGGACCACGGAACGUCGUCGCGCGAUCUCGGGUUUCGAGAAAGAGGAUAGGAAAGAAAGAACGAAGGGAGAAUGACGCGAGGUUAAGUGCCGAUCACCGAGGACCUGAGGGAUUUUCGACGACGGCAGCGACGAAUGAUUCGACGGCUCGAUCGGUCGCACGUCACUGCCGCCUCCCGGGGAACGAGCGACCAGUUGGCCAUCGCGUUCGCCGAGAGACCGAGGUCACCGGCCACACUAAGAUUUUCUUUCAUUUCGCGAUCCAUGUGUUUAACGGUCGCGGUCGGGUAUCGCGUCUGCCGUAUCGCGCGCACUCGCGCGUUCAAUUCGAAUGUGUGAAUGCGGUCUCGUAUUCGUAAGAAACGAUCCACGGGAGAGAUGGACCGGGUAUGACGAUCAACUGAAUGUCUUGCGGUACAGGCGGUGGUGCACACACUGUGAGGAACGACUAGCUUCGAAAUUGGGAUCAGGAUGCGGUGGAUCGGUUACGUGGCCACGAUUCUCUGGUGGUCGGGCAUCGCUAGGUCUCUCAGCACGCUGAAUCGAGGUCACAGUUACAAAAUCACUCCGAAGCCCUGUAAAGUGCCCGGUCCGGAGACCAGGGAAGGCACGUGCAUGUUCGUGUGGGAGUGCAUCAAGUCCGAGGGGACGCACGUGGGUGUGUGCGUGGACACCUUCAUGUUCGGCAGUUGCUGCGUUCACAACACGACGGUAAACACGAUAGGCACCUCUUCUCAUCAUUCUCAUCAUCAGCAGCAUCACGGUACGAGUACACUCAGGCCAGGUCUACUCCUGGAGCCAACGGGGAACGAGACCAUCAGAUUGACGUCGACUUCCCUCUUGGGCUUCCCCUCGACAGCGUCGAGCACCACGAAGCCGAAUUUCCAUCACUUCUCGGGAUCCGGCGGGGCCUCAACCAGACCGAUGAAACCAUACUCGCACGGUGUCGGGCGGCCCUUGCAGAAGAGGCCGCACGCCAAGCCAACGUCCGAGCACGACGUCAACGUGCUGCAGACCCCCGCGGAGGUGUCCUCCGCGUCUACGAACACGUGGACGGAAGGGUGGCCGCAGGAAACGAAGAGACCGGGUCAUCACGCGGGUCACUCUCAUCAUCACAAGACCAGACCGGAGAACGAUAGAACGCCGAGCGAGAGACCGUCGCCCGUUCAAAGCCAACCGGGUUUCAAGGACAAGCUGGACACACAUAAUACUCUAAUAGUGCGCUUGCCGGGGAAGGAGCAUGCCGAAGACGAGGUCGUUGGUACGAGCAAGCCGAACAAACAGGGCAAACCGGGUAAACCGGGCAAUCAAAGGCCCUUUGAGUCGCGGCCGGACGACGGGAAGACCGAAGACGCCGAUCUCAGCGUGCAGGAGACGAUAAAUCGACCGAAUGUCAAUUCCGUCAUUGAAAGUGAUACGGGAAAAGAGUCACGUCCGGGUUUGAAUUUCGUGCACACCGAAAGGCCACACUGGGCGACCAAGCCAGCGCAGUCGAAACCAUCGUCGACGGACUUCUCGAAGCCGUACUUUUCAAUCAAAACGACCACUUAUCGACCAAUAAUAAGCAAUCAGCCUGAUCACAGACCGAAUUUCAUUUCGAGGCCUAACUGGGUACUGUCCACGAAAACGUCGACGACAACGACGACGACUGUCAGGCCGACGUACGCCAGGCAGCCGUCCACCAGCGCAGCCGGAUCCGUGCCACAAACCUCUCACUGGCAAGUGACCACGGAACCGGCGUUCGUCACAAAACAAAAACCGUCCUCGGUGUCGUCCUCAUUCUCGUCAUCCUUACCAACGUCGCUCUCCUCGCCGUCGUUGUCGUCGUCUUCGUCAUCCAAACCGACAACCGCGAUUACCGUGCCGGAAACGGUACGAAUACCGUCUUCAGGUACGAGUUCCCAUUUCUGGUCGAACAGCUGGACACCGCCUAGGCCGUCCUUGAAACCGCACUGGACCGACAGUCCCGGCCUCCUUCACAAUGGCCCAGAAAACUUUCCACCGCGGCCGAGCCUGAAACCGACCGAAUCGCAACAGAGCACCGAGUACCAGAAGCCGUUGGGCUCGGCGCAUUACAUAACGACAUCCCACUUGGAGACUUCAACGAGGCCGCGGCCGACGAAAAAAACCACGAUACAGAGCACGACGCCGUCCACGUUGUUGUCCUCCGCGAGCGGCACGACCAGCCUUACGACCGCGAUGGCAACGGCGACGACCACGAGGAGCACGACCAGCUCGAGCACGAGCGUCGCCACGGCGCAGGGAUCCUCCACCACCGAGGAGGCGGCGAGCGAGAAGGCGACGGGCUCGGUGAUGACGGUUGCGGCCGCCGAGGAGAGCAGGAACAUGCAGUGCGGCGUGCCGCCGCUGUUCCCGCGGCCGGAAACCAGGAUCGUCGGCGGCAAGGACGCGUCGUUCGGCCGCUGGCCCUGGCAGGUGUCCGUGCGCAGGACCUCCUUCUUCGGCUUCUCGAGCACCCAUCGCUGCGGCGGGGCGGUGCUCAACGAAAACUGGAUCGCCACUGCGGGCCAUUGCGUCGACGAUUUGCUGACGUCGCAAAUCCGGAUACGAGUCGGCGAGUACGACUUCUCGUCCGUGCAAGAGCGGCUGCCCUACGUGGAGCGCGGCGUCGCCAAGAAGGUCGUACAUCCCAAGUAUAACUUCUUUACGUACGAGUACGACCUCGCGCUGGUGCGACUCGAGAGCUCCUUAACAUUCGCCGCGCACAUCUCGCCGAUCUGUCUGCCGGCCACGGACGACCUCCUGAUCGGGGAGAACGCGACGGUCACCGGCUGGGGAAGGUUGAGCGAGGGUGGCACGUUGCCCUCGGUCUUACAAGAAGUAUCCGUGCCGAUAGUGAGCAACGACAGGUGCAAGUCGAUGUUCUUGAGGGCCGGCAGACACGAGUUUAUACCAGACAUUUUUCUCUGCGCCGGUUAUGAGACCGGGGGGCAGGAUUCGUGUCAGGGCGACUCUGGUGGGCCUCUCCAGGUUCGCGGAAAGGAUGGCAGGUACUUCCUCGCUGGUAUCAUAUCCUGGGGCAUCGGCUGCGCGGAGGCCAACCUACCGGGCGUCUGCACGCGGAUAUCCAAGUUCGUACCGUGGAUUUUGAAGAAUGUCGUCUGAUUUGUUAGGCGAGGAAACGCGCGAAGGGACGAAAUUCAUCGCCCAGAGACUCGCCAGCAAUUCACGGUGUCGUCCCGUGCGAUAUCAAAAGACAUUAUCUUAAAUUCGUUACGUCAAUGAAAAUAAGCGCUUUUAUAUCGUUUGCAUUUAUUUAUUUGCAUUUACACUGCCACUCACGGAGUAAAGAUCCUGGUCGCUAUAUAUAAAUAUUAUAUUAGUGACGUAUGUGAAAUCUCGUGCAUUUAUAGCAGCACACUGAACUGUAUUUAUACAUAAAAGUAAGUAAGGAAAUAAUAUAUUUGCUAGAUUAAGGCUAAACAAACAAGGGAAGUCUGAGUUGUGUAAUAAAAAGAUCAAAGGAGUAAUCUCAAUAGCUUUCAAAGAUAUAUCGUUAUCAUUCUUGCCACUUUGCCUCUGCAUAGGAAAUAUAUAUAUGAUAUACACAUAUAUACAAACACAUAUACACUGAAAAGAAAUUAAGAAAGAAUCGUUAAUUUGUAAAUUACAUAUAUGAUUGUUUUAUUGUUGUAAAACCAAUUUCAAAAUUAGACACUGUCGAUUUUGUAACUUAGACAAAUGUAACUAGAGCUAAAAACAAAUAAAAAAUAUGAAUGUUUAUAAUUAAGAAUCGCAAUUUCGAUUCUUAUAGUUUUCAUUAAAAAAUGCAUAAUAAGUAUCUGCUUUUAUUAAUUAGCAAAAUGUAUAAAAAGUUUACCCUUCGUUGUACGGCAUGAGAUAGCUUGGAAUAUUUUUUCCAAUGCUCAAUCCCAUAUCUUUCAAGUUACGCUCACUGCCGCUUUUCUAUCUUUUAUAUUUCUUUAUUUACAUAUAGGAAUUUGUACAGAGCACAAUAUUAAUUGCGUGUACUUGAUAGUAAUUGUGUGCGAGCUAAUAGGAAGUUUAUAUUGUAAAAUUAUUUAUAAGUAUCGUCAAAUAAACGAGUGUUUAUUUAAA